This is a messenger RNA of Pezoporus occidentalis (night parrot), 3620 nucleotides long. RefSeq names its product GPALPP motifs containing 1 (gene GPALPP1). Bases 72 to 1124 code for a protein of 350 amino acids. NCBI's taxonomy places the organism in Eukaryota, Metazoa, Chordata, Aves, Psittaciformes, Psittacidae. The transcript has 8 exons. The record is from RefSeq and is a predicted model, not a curated record.
GGAGGGGCGGGGCUGGACGGAGGAGAGUAGGUGGAGGCCUUGUGGCGCAUGCGCGCUGCGCAGGCCUCGCCAUGGCUCGCGAGCUGAUCGGUCCCGAGCUGCCGCCCGGCUUCCCGCGCUGCGCAGAGCCGGACCCGGAUGAGGACUUUAGCCGGGUUGCAGGACCAGCAUUGCCUCCAGGCUAUAAAAGCAGCUGUAGCUCAGAAACUCCUGACAGCGAUGAUGACUCGGAAUCAAUUCCUCUACCCAGAGAUACAAAGAGAGAUUCUGAAGAAGAGAUAGGAGAUCCAGCACCCAAAAAGCCAAAAAGAAAUCAGGAAGAUGAUGAUGAUGAUGAUGGCUUUUUUGGGCCCGCUCUUCCUCCUGGAUUUAAAAAACAGGAUGAUUCUCCAGAGAGGCCCAUUAUAGGUCCUGCAUUACCUCCUGGCUUUAGGAGACCUUCACAGGACAUUGGGAAUAGCAGAUGUUCCAUAGGACCGUCUGUUUCAUCAGAAUUCCAUACCCAGGUAACAGAUAGUAGUGAGGAAGAAGAAGAUAUUAUAGGCCCAAUGCCUGCAAAAGGACCAGUGGAGUCUGAUGUCACUAAAGAAUUUGAACGCAGAGCUCAGAGAAUGAAGGAAAAACUUACUUCAGCAGACAGCGAUGAACCCAAGCAAAUUACCAGGGAAUCAUGGAUGACAGAGCUUCCACCUGAAUUGAAAAGCUUUGGAUUUGGCCCAAGAACAUUCAAGAGAAGAGCUGAUGACAAAUCGGGAGAUAGAUCUAUUUGGACAGAUACUCCAGCUGACAGAGAGAGAAAAGCCAAGGAAAGAGAAGAGGCAAAAAAGUCAACCAGUAAGGAUGAUGAAGAAAUCGUGUUAUCUGGGAGAGAUAAGAGACUUGUUGAGCAGGUGGCUUCAUACAAUGAGUCAAAGAGGUCGGAAUCUCUGAUGGACAUACAUCAGAAAAAGCUAAAGAGCAAGGCAUCUGAAGAAAAGAACAAACCUCAGGAAAGAAGGCCUUUUGACCGGGACCAGGAUCUCAAAGUCCAUCGAUUUGAUGAAGCACAAAAGAAAGCUCUUAUAAGAAAAUCCAGAGAUCUGAAUAGUAAAUUUGAGCACAGUAAAGGCAAUAUGUUUUUAUAACAUAUAAGCAUGAAGUUUUUUUGAAGUCAGUGAAAGUCUGAAUACUUAAUUUUUUAAGUAUUUUCCUGUAAAUAUUUCUAUGCAAAAUAAAUAUCCUGAUGUUUAAUUAUUUUUCCUUGUCUGUAAAUAUUCUGUUAGGGAGGAUCAUCUCUACUAAAGCUAAACUGGUAAAGGAUAAUCCUGGUAUAAAAAAGGUAAUGUAAAUUUGCUACUUUAAAACAUUGAGAUAUUUUUUGCUAGCAUAAAAAUACUUAAAUAGGUAUUAUGUUAUGGAGCUCUACAUUUGAUUCUUAGAUUCCUUUAGCUCCUGUGUGUAUGUGACGAAGCUGAAGGGAGAGUUGUGUUACAUAUUUAAAAUUAGACUUGCACUUACAUCCUUUUUCUCUUGAGUAAUGUUUGGGAUCCAUUCUGAGGAGUUACUGAGAGUAUCUGUGUAUGAAAGUAAUCUUAUAUGAGAGAUGCUGGCAACUUGUUCAGAAAUGUGACAUAUUUUGUGUGUUAAAUACCAUGAGAUUUACUGUAAAAAGGCUACCAUGGCAGAUAGUGUCUGGGUUGGUUUGUGUUAAUGGAGCAGUGGCCCCACAAGCCCCAGAAAUAAGUGGCUAAAAAGUUGGUCUUAUUUUAUUGCCCAUGUGCAUGAGCCCAAGGCACAGGCUCCAUGUGCUGCAAAGUCUUUUGAGAAUGUUCAGUCUUGCAAAUCAAUGAUUACAUAAAAUAUAUUUAGGUUCUGCUUUUUUUAAAUAGACAAUUCAUUUUGCCAUCUGAAAAAUCUGCUACCUUCAGGAAGAAGUGGGACUGGCUUUGUACUAGGUUUGGUUUUAAUCAACUUUGAGUUCCUGAGUCUUUUCUCUUUGAGGUGAGAGGAAGGUUUAAACAAGCACCUUUUAGUUUUCCUCCCAUAAAACAGGCUUCUCUUAGUGCCCCAUGCUUUUUUAGCCCAGCAAGCAAGGCCUUGCUAAGUUUUUUUAACUUGUGGGUUGUUGCCUUCCCCUUUUUGGGAGCUCCUCUGCAGCUGGGGGUUAAUAAAUAACAUGUCUAGCAAUUCAGCAAAUGUAGAUUCCUAAAUUGGAAAGGCAGUAUUAGGAAUAUUUGGGAGUUUUUUAGGCAACUAAAGCAAUGACAGGGUGAGCAUCACGUGAUUGGCUAAAUCUCCAUGGUUGACAAAAAUGAUCCUUAUACACUUUUGGAUACCCUACUGCCUUGAGAAACCAACUAUCAAGCAUUGCCUUAUGCUGAAAGAGCUGCUCUCAUGAGCACGUUGUGCAGUUCAGACAUUGUGCAUCCCUCAUUCAGACACGUCUGUAGCAGGAAUGAGGGCUGUUUGUAUUAAGAUUUUAUUGCUGUUACAUGCUGUGUUUCCAUUUUUGUUCUUUAGUCUCUCCCCCUCCAGACUGAGGACUGGUCAUCACAUGUGGCAGAUGGCCAGGCCUUGCCCUCCAGCUGCAUCCCUGCUGUCUGCUUGCUACCCUUUCUGACCCCAUCAUGGUCUGCUGCCCCCUCCAAGGAUGUGAUGGAGUGGAGGCUCUGUGGUGUUGCUGGAAAGGGGAGCUGUAGUAACAGGAGUGCAGGCAGAUCCUUCACAGCUGUGUGGCGGUAGGUUACACCUCCAUGUGGGAUGUGUGGUCCUAAUUAGUGAAGCCUUGAUGUGAGCUGGGAAUUUGUGUUCUCUCAUCUGCUUCAUCUUUUUUCUCCACUCUGAAGCAGCCUCUCAAAGACUCAAUGAAAUCCCUGUUAUGAACUUGAGAUAGGGGGAAGAUGGAAUUCUUGAGAGUUAAGAUUAAGCUUUUCAUUAUGUUGUGUAAAUUGAGUGAACUAUUGAAUUGCAUUAAUACAUAAACUAAUCUUUUUACUGACGCCAAACCAUUCCCUCCAACAGUCAUUAGAACAAGCAGUAACUCAGUAAACUACAAGCUCUGUAAGCUUUUGUGGGAAAAGAUGGGUUGUCCUCUACAAUUUGGACAAGCUGUAAACAGUUUCUGCAGAAAUGUUAGUGGGCGAUUCUUCAGAAUCUCAUUUGAAAAACCAGAAUUUACCUCAAAGAAAUUCCUCCCCAUAAUUACUCUGUCGCAUUGCUGGUAACCGGCUCCCAGUGCAGAUUUAACGGGUUCUAUUGCUAUGCUGCACUGCCAGCGUGUGUCACAGUGUAUCGACUCCAUGCAUAUCCGGAAACUGUUUCCUCAGGGAGGUUUUCCUGCAUGCGAGAAGGCCAUCAGCCUAGAUUUUAAAGCACUUCCUUUGUUUUCUGCUGGUACAGAUGUCCUCUGUUAAUACCGAUGGUAAAAAUUUCUGCGCAAGAGUUAUGGUCCCUUCCUUCUGAAAAGUUAAAUAUGUGUGGAAUUCAUAGUGAAUUCAAUAAAAAGGCUUCUGUGGUAGGUGUAUCAUAAACUGGGUGUUUAUUUUUAAGGAAUAUUCUAUGUUAAUAACAAAAAUUUAACCCUGUUGAGUCUGCUUUUACAAAGGAACAAUUAAAAGCAAUAAAGCUAUAUGAAGAGAACU